AUGGGGUGUGUGUGUGCGUUUGAUCUGCUGCUCUGGAAUGUUUGCUCUCAUCCUGAAACACUCCUGGGUUUUCCAUUUCAGAUCGCCCUUGCCAGUUUCUAUGAGGAUGGGGGUGAUGAGGACAUCCUGACCCUCCCCCAGCCGACACCCAGCUCUGUAUCCAGAGGCACUGCAUCCAGUGACCAUCGAGUAACGUCGUUUAGAGACCUUGUUCAUGCACAGGAGGAUGAUGAUGAAGAAGAAGAGGGACAGCGGUUUUAUGCUGGUGGCUCAGAGAGAAGUGGACAACAGAUUGUUGGUCCUCCAAGGAAGAAGAGUCCCAAUGAGCUGGUGGAGGAUCUGUUCAAGGGAGCAAAGGAGCACGGUGCAGUGGCAGUCGAUCGGACAGCCAAAAGCAGUGGCGAGAGUAGCAAGCCUAAACCUUUUGCAGGGGGAGGAUAUCGCCUUGGAGCUACUCCAGAGGAAGAGUCUGCCUAUGUGGCAGGAGAGAGGAGACAGAACUCUGUUCAGGAUGUGCACGUUGUACUGAAGCUCUGGAAGAGUGGGUUCAGUCUGGACAGUGGAGAACUGAGAAGCUACCAGGAUCCAUCCAAUGCCCAGUUCCUUGAUGAUAUCCGCCGAGGGGAAGUCCCAGCAGAGCUGCGCAGGUUAGCGCGAGGCGGGCAAGUGAACCUGGAUAUGGAGGAUCACCGUGAUGAGGAGUAUGUGAAGCCUAAAAGUGUCUUCAAAGCUUUUACUGGAGAAGGACAGAAGCUGGGCAGCACCGCCCCUCAGGUGUUGAGCACCAGCUCCCCAGCCCAGCAGGCAGAGAAUGAAGCCAAAGCCAGUUCUGCCAUUGCUAUUGAUGAGUCGGAGCCUGUCACCAACAUCCAGAUCCGGCUCGCUGAUGGUGGGCGACUGGUCCAGAAAUUUAAUCACAAUCACAGGAUCCGUGACAUCCGGCUCUUCAUAGUGGAUGCCCGGCCAGCAAUGGCAGCAACCAGCUUCGUCCUCAUGACCACUUUCCCAAAUAAAGAGCUGACUGAUGAGAACCAGACCCUGAAGGAAGCCAACCUGCUCAAUGCUGUCAUUGUUCAGAGGUUAACAUAAAGGAACCCCUGUCGCUACACGCCUGCUCGCAGUGCGCAUGCAUCGUCUCAGCCAUGCGUGCACCUGCAUUGUGCAAACACAGGCUCACAUCUACUUGUAGCUCUGGGUUCUUAGGUCUUGGUUGGACUCUUUUCUCUUUAGUUGCAUUUCCUAUGGUUUUUUUUUGUUGUUUUUUUUUUUUUUUUUUUUUGUUUGUGAUGAUCAGUGGACUUUAAAAUAAAUAAAGGAAACGAACCUGUUUUCAAAGGAGAUGCAGCCUAUUGAGCUACAGAUUCUCCCAGGAGAGUUCAGUUACCUUUGUGGAAUGUGUUUCUGUGCUCUUUAGAGGGGAAGAAGGUAAGGGGGAAGGGAGUUCCCAGGGAGCAGUUUCCCUCUGUGCCAAUCAGAUGCUCUUUGCAGUCUGUUACUCUUUCCUCUCUGGGGACUGCUGUGACUUUUUUUUUUUGCACGUUAAAUAUAAAGAUAAAAGAA
Molecule: messenger RNA, 1560 nt
Organism: Meleagris gallopavo (turkey)
Lineage: Eukaryota; Metazoa; Chordata; Aves; Galliformes; Phasianidae
Source: RefSeq, a predicted model, not a curated record